Messenger RNA from Indicator indicator, 1803 nucleotides. It is a transcript of the gene NR4A2, whose product is annotated as nuclear receptor subfamily 4 group A member 2. Lineage: Eukaryota; Metazoa; Chordata; Aves; Piciformes; Indicatoridae. The coding region runs from base 4 to 1803 and encodes 599 amino acids. Gene Ontology annotation, biological process: central nervous system neuron differentiation; dopaminergic neuron differentiation; cellular response to corticotropin-releasing hormone stimulus. Gene Ontology annotation, cellular component: transcription regulator complex; nucleus. The transcript is spliced from 6 exons. Gene Ontology annotation, molecular function: zinc ion binding; RNA polymerase II cis-regulatory region sequence-specific DNA binding; nuclear receptor activity. The record is from RefSeq and is a predicted model, not a curated record.
GCCAUGCCCUGCGUUCAGGCGCAGUAUGGGUCCUCGCCCCAAGGAGCCAGCCCGGCCUCCCAGAGCUACGGUUACCACUCCUCGGGGGAGUACAGCUCCGACUUCCUAACCCCGGAGUUUGUCAAGUUUAGCAUGGACCUCACCAACACUGAAAUCACUGCCACCACUUCUCUCCCCAGCUUCAGUACCUUUAUGGACAACUACAACACCAGCUACGACGUGAAGCCACCUUGCUUGUACCAAAUGCCCCUGUCGGGACAGCAGUCCUCCAUUAAAGUGGAAGACAUUCAGAUGCACGGCUACCAGCAGCACGGUCACCUCCCCCCUCCCCAGUCCGAGGAGAUGAUGUCCCACUCGGGCUCCGUCUACUACAAGCCCUCAUCGCCCCCGACCCCCUCCACGCCCGGCUUCCAGGUGCAGCACGGCCCCGUGUGGGACGAGCCCGGCUCCCUCCACAACUUCCACCCCAACUACGUGGCCACCACGCACAUGAUCGAGCAGCGCAAAACGCCCGUCUCCCGCCUCUCCCUCUUCUCCUUCAAGCAGUCGCCCCCCGGCACCCCUGUUUCCAGUUGCCAGAUGCGCUUCGAUGGCCCCCUCCACGUCCCCAUCAACCCCGAGCCUGCCGGGGGCCACCACGCCGUGGACGGCCAGGCCUUUGCUGUCCCCAACCCCAUCCGCAAGCAGCCCUCCAUGGCCUUUCCCGGCCUGCAGCUGGGCCACGCUCCACAGCUGUUGGACAGCCAGGUCCCCUCGCCCCCGUCGCGGGGGUCCCCCUCCAAUGAGGGACUCUGUGCCGUCUGUGGAGACAACGCUGCCUGCCAGCACUACGGUGUCCGCACCUGCGAGGGCUGCAAGGGCUUCUUCAAGCGCACCGUGCAGAAGAACGCCAAGUACGUGUGCCUGGCCAACAAGAACUGCCCGGUAGACAAGCGCCGGCGCAACCGCUGCCAGUACUGCCGCUUCCAGAAGUGCCUGGCCGUCGGCAUGGUGAAGGAGGUGGUGCGCACAGACAGCCUCAAAGGCCGGAGGGGUCGUUUGCCAUCCAAACCGAAGAGCCCCCAGGAGCCCUCUCCCCCCUCGCCCCCGGUGAGUCUGAUCAGUGCGCUGGUGAGAGCCCAUGUCGACUCCAACCCGGCUAUGACCAGCCUGGACUAUUCCAGGUUCCAGGCUAACCCCGAGUACCAGUUGAGCGGGGACGACACCCAGCACAUCCAGCAGUUCUAUGAUCUCCUGACCGGCUCCAUGGAGAUCAUCCGAGGGUGGGCAGAGAAAAUCCCCGGCUUCACCGACCUCCCCAAAACGGACCAGGACCUUCUCUUCGAGUCCGCCUUCCUGGAGCUCUUCGUGCUGCGCCUGGCCUACAGGUCCAACCCUGCGGAGGGCAAGCUCAUCUUCUGUAACGGGGUGGUCCUGCACCGGCUGCAGUGUGUCCGUGGCUUCGGCGAGUGGAUCGAUUCCAUUGUUGAGUUUUCCUCCAACUUGCAGAACAUGAACAUCGACAUCUCUGCCUUCUCCUGCAUCGCAGCCCUGGCCAUGGUCACAGAGAGGCAUGGGUUGAAGGAACCCAAGAGGGUGGAAGAACUUCAAAACAAGAUUGUCAAUUGUCUGAAAGACCAUGUGACUUUCAACAACGGGGGCCUCAACCGCCCCAACUAUUUGUCCAAACUCUUGGGGAAGCUCCCUGAACUCCGCACGCUUUGCACGCAGGGGCUGCAGCGCAUUUUCUACCUGAAACUGGAAGAUUUGGUGCCACCGCCAGCAAUAAUCGACAAACUUUUCCUGGACACUUUACCUUUCUAA